AUGCCACAUAGUCCCAUGCGUCAACCCGUUGUAGACCACCCGAGUUUUACUGGGAGUCCCUUGAAGCCAAAAACCAACCGAUAUCGAGUUAUUGGAACUGGCCCAUCCGAAUCCAAGUCCCUGGGUGCACCACUGUGCGAGGAAUUCAAGUUGAACUCGACUGUCCAACCAGUGAAGAGACCAAACAGAUGCAUACAGAUCGAAGAGAUUGAUGAUGAUGACACAUUUAAGGAUCUUGCCAUGUGUCGGGUUGGGCAAUACCUUCCCAAACAACAUGACAAAGUUACCGAGCCAAGUCUUGGUGAUGGGAAAACACGAGAAGCACCCAGCAUUUAUGUCAUUCUUGAGAAACUUAAGAUUCUCAAUGAAAUCCUGCACCCGCCACGCAUGAUGGGUCCAGGGUACAGACAUUAUUCAAAGGGUGAGAUGGAUCCAUAUGUCCGGGCACAAAUUGGACUAAUCCAGACAUUAUUUAAAUUCUACAGUGACCCGAACUCCCGCUGUUUUGGUCUGUGGCAUAGUUCAGCCCAUCAAGCAGCAAUAUCUGUCAGACGGUGUCCCUAG
Marasmius oreades (fairy-ring Marasmius) is the source of this 564-nucleotide messenger RNA. RefSeq lists its product as uncharacterized. The transcript is spliced from 2 exons. Bases 1 to 564 code for a protein of 187 amino acids. The record is from RefSeq and is a predicted model, not a curated record. Lineage: Eukaryota; Fungi; Basidiomycota; Agaricomycetes; Agaricales; Marasmiaceae.